AUGCUCUCACCCAAAACCUUCUCUGCAGUGGCGAAACUAGUGUUUGAAAGUCCGGUUCGGUCCGGUUUUUUGAUGCCCAGGGGCAUUAACCGUAACCGUAACUGGUCUGCCUUUUCCCCAGAAGUCAAAAGACCAGACCGGACCGCAAAAAACCGCAGUCUGCGGUCUUUUUGCGGUCUAUAG
Molecule: messenger RNA, 183 nt
Organism: Laccaria bicolor S238N-H82
Lineage: Eukaryota; Fungi; Basidiomycota; Agaricomycetes; Agaricales; Hydnangiaceae
Exons: 1
Coding region: 1-183 (60 amino acids)
Source: RefSeq, a predicted model, not a curated record